AUGUUUUCGUUGUUACUUUUAUCGAUAAUCGGUUGCACUUUACUGCAAGUAAAUGCUCUCAACGUAGAAGAUUGUCCUCAAGGACACUAUUGUACUGCUGGUCGAGCAAUCACGCCAAUACCAUGUCCCCCCGGAACAUGGAGCAAUGCUGGUGCAUCUAAAUGUGAAGCUUGUCCAAUAGGAUACUAUUCAACAAAAGGUGGAGCAUCUUAUUGUACUCAAUGUGAACAAGGACAUUUUUGUGAAUCCGCUGAUUUAUCUCCACAACCUUGUCCAUUGGGAUUCUACAAUAACAGAUUGGGACAGAUGGAAUGCACUCCAUGCGCUCCUGGUACUUAUACACCAGCAACAGCUUCAGUACAAUGUACAAUAUGUCCAGCUGGAUCAUCUUGUACUAAUGCUGCUGUAUUGCCAGAAAAAUGUCCACUAGGUCACUACAGUUCUGCUGGUCAAAUAUCAUGUAAAGCAUGUUCUGCUGGUAGUUAUGCAACUGAGAAUGGUUCAGCCAAAUGUAAUAUUUGUCCGGUUGGUAACCAUUGCGCAAAAGCUGAUGAAAAUCCAAAACCAUGUUCUCCUGGAACAUUUAACGAUUUAAAUGGCCAGGUAUCUUGUGCAGCAUGUGCUGAUGGUAAUUACAGUGCCUAUCCAGGUGCUGUGGUAUGUGAUUUAUGUCCAAUCGGUAGUUAUUGUGAUGAAAAAAGUGAAGCACCAAAACCAUGUCCAGCUGGAUCUUUCUGUUUGGAAGGACAAAUAAUGGGCACACCAUGUCCAACUGGUUAUCAGACAACAUUAACAGGGCAAAGUUAUUGCAGAAUCUGUUCACCUGGUCAUUAUUGUCCAAAUCCUGCUGGAAAUCCUAUUCUCUGUCAACCAGGUUUUGCCAAUGAUAAGCAUGGUCGUGUGGAAUGUGACCGGUGUCCGAGUGGAUCAUUUGCUGAUGUCGCUGGUUUAGCUUAUUGUAUCACUUGUCCAGCUGGUUUCGUCUGUACGAAUACUCGAUCGGCACCAGUUGCAUGCCCAUCGAAUGUAGCUAGAGGACAGACAGUAUGUUCCUCGAAAUAA
This is a messenger RNA of Rotaria socialis, 1062 nucleotides long. The record is from the annotation of a GenBank genome assembly. Lineage: Eukaryota; Metazoa; Rotifera; Eurotatoria; Philodinida; Philodinidae.